Molecule: messenger RNA, 681 nt
Organism: Telopea speciosissima
Lineage: Eukaryota; Viridiplantae; Streptophyta; Magnoliopsida; Proteales; Proteaceae
Product: ADP-ribosylation factor-like protein 2
Exons: 5
Coding region: 117-674 (185 amino acids)
Biological process (GO): protein folding
Cellular component (GO): cytoplasm; microtubule cytoskeleton
Molecular function (GO): GTP binding; GTPase activity
Source: RefSeq, a predicted model, not a curated record
UCAGUCAUUUUGAAUGGGAAGCUAGAAAACUCCCUUAGAAAUUGAUUCGAAGAAAAGCAUUUGGAAGGCAUCAUCAGUGGAUCGAUCUGUCAUAAGGAUUUGGUUUGAUCUUAGUAAUGGGGCUUCUUAGCAUCAUCAGGAAAAUCAAGAGGAAAGAGAAAGAGAUGAGGAUUCUUAUGGUGGGUCUCGAUAAUUCCGGGAAGACCACGAUUGUGCUGAGAAUUAAUGGGGAGGACACAAGCGUUAUCAGUCCCACAUUGGGCUUCAAUAUUAAGACCAUCAAUUAUGAAAAGUAUAUACUUAAUAUAUGGGAUGUUGGUGGCCAAAGAACGAUAAGAUCUUAUUGGAGAAACUACUUUGAACAGACUGAUGGUUUGGUAUGGGUUGUUGAUAGUUCAGAUGUUAGAAGAUUAGAUGAUUGCAAAAAGGAGUUGGAUAAUCUUUUGAAAGAAGAGAGAUUAUCUGGAGCCUCCUUACUGAUACUAGCAAAUAAGCAGGACAUACAAGGUGCUCUGACACCAGAUGAAAUAGCUAAGGUGCUCAAUUUGGAUGCUAUGGACAAAACCCGGCACUGGAAAAUUGUGGGUUGUAGUGCGUACAGAGGAGAAGGAUUGCUCGAGGGAUUUGACUGGUUGGUUCAGGACAUUGCCUCUCGAAUCUAUGUCCUUGACUAGAUGCUCC